Molecule: messenger RNA, 5049 nt
Organism: Tetrahymena thermophila SB210
Lineage: Eukaryota; Ciliophora; Oligohymenophorea; Hymenostomatida; Tetrahymenidae
Product: PAS domain S-box protein
Exons: 20
Source: RefSeq, a predicted model, not a curated record
AUGUUCAGCGGCAACAAAAAAUAAAACCAAUAAGAGGAAUCACUUUGGGAGACAAUUGAAUAAAAGCUAAAGCUGUGGCUUCACUCUUUAAUUCAUGAAGUUUUACAAAGUCAAGUUGGAAGUCCUCUGAUAUAUAAUCUUUUGAUAUUAAUUGAAACUUUGUAACUUAACUAUUAUGCAAUUCACCCUCUGCUAAAUAAAUACAUAUGGAACACUAAUUUCCUGAGCUACUAUCAGCAACUAAUCUAAUAUUUUCAAUUUAAUUAUCUUUUGAAGGGUUCUUAAGCUACAACAUUUCUUGCAAUUUUGUAUAUUUGCUUCUCAAUUAAUAUCAUUGUAAUCAUCUUGAUGAUCAUCGCAACUAAUAAAAUUGUAACAAACUAAAAAAAGAACUCAACAUUCUUGAGUUACGGAAUUAAAAUCUUAGCUACCUAUGGUCUUUUGGUAACUACAAUAAUUCCUCUCCCUUUUUUUAACUCCUUUCUAGCAACACUGAUAUGUAGUGUAGAUUCGCCUUACACGUAAAAUAUGAAUUGCUAUUCAGGCUUAUACUUUCUUCAUCUUACAAUCGCUAUUAUAGGAAUGUUAAUAUUCAUAUUUCUUUGCUUAGUUUUCACUUUUAUGUUUAUUGACAUGAAUCCUUCUUCAGUGAUUCCAUUCGCUUCUCCUUAAACUCUAAUGCCUUUAAUAAAACUUGGAAUGAAAGUUUUGCUUCCUUUCUAUGUGACUAUAGACUAUGGUGGAAAGUUUAUUUAGUAAUUUAUUGUAGUCCUCAAUGUAUUGUUUUUGUUUAUGCUAUUUAUGAGAUAUAAAACUGCUCCUUACUAUAAUAAGAAAAUACAAUCUUUUGUUAUAUUUUGCGAAUCUCUCAUUUUUUGGGUGGCAUUCUGUGCUUUAGUGACUACCUUUUUAGACUAGGGAACUAUCGAUAAUAUUGGUCUACUUUAUGUUUUGAUUUGUUUUCCCAUGUUUUGGAAUGUUUAUAGGAACAUAGUUCAUCACAGAAAGUCCUACUUCAUAUAGUUAUCAAUCAAAGACUUUAAAAAAGAUGAUGAUGUAGAAGUUUAUGUCAACGUUUUGAUUGAUUUGAUCGAAAGCAGAGAACAUGCUGAAAGUCGUAUUAAGCUUGAAGGUAUCCUUAAAUACCACAGUAAAACGUGCCCUAAGGAUACUUGCUAUUGCAGAUAACUGCUACACGAUGAAACAAAGGACGAAGAAUCCUAGCUUUUAUCUAAAAAAUGGUAUAUGUUUGUGAGAUCUAUCCUUGAAGACUCACUCGAAAAGUUUGUUAAAUCUUCAAGACUUCACUUACUCCAUGCUUUCAUUUAGCACGAAAAACUCAAAAAUAAAUUUAAAGCCUUAUUUGAACUCAUGAUUGCAAGAGAGCAUAAGCCAAACAUUCAAGAAGAGUUCUCGAUAUUCAGAUUUGCAAAUUUAAUUGAAGAUGAAAUUAAGGACAGCGAUGAAAAAACUGGAGACACUAGGAAUGUUGAUGUGAAUAAAAUCGUGCUUUUUUAGAAGAGAUUUAUUGAAUUCUAAGAAAUAAUUGACAAAAGUGUCUAACUCCAUCUAGAUUUUUGGAAAGAACUAUUAGAAGAGAAUCCUGAAAUUCAAAAAAUAGAAAAUAUGGGAUCUAAAAUAACGUCCACUGUUGAAUAAGUAAAAGACCAAUUUUAAAGAUUGAGAGACAUUUACAGCAAUCACAUUAAAUGCCUAGAAAUAUAUGGUUACUUUUUAAAAGAUAUUGUAAACGAUGAUAUUGAAGGAGAAAAAAUAUUGGAUAAUGUGAAAUAUGCUAAAAAUUCUUAAAGUGUUAAUAAACAAUUUGUUGAUUAAGACAGACUUAAAUACGGAGAAAACUCAAAUACUGCAAUUCUCACUGUUUCAGGAAAUUAUGGAUAAAUAGGUACCGUCACAAAUCUCAACAAUGAGCUUACAAGAAUUUUAGGAUGGAGUAAGGCUGAUGUUAUAGAAUAAAAUAUUUCAAGAAUAAUGCCAAAAGUAUAUGCUGAUUUGCAUGAUAAAUUCAUGGAACAUUAUCUUGAAACAUCUGAAGGUAAAGUUAUUGGAAUAGAAAGAACAGUAAUGUGCUUAAACAAAGAUUCAUUUUUAGUUCCAUGUACUUUGAUGAUAAAAGUACUACCAAAUUUAUCAGAAGGUAUACAGAUAGUAGGGUUUCUUAAAGAUAUUGAAGCAGCUAAUUCAAUUUUAAAAACUAGUAACAAUGAAUAGGAUGAGAAAGUUCAUUAUAUGAUUUAUAGGACUGAUAAUGACUCUUAUGUUAUGUAAGGUAUUACUUAGUCUUGCUAUAAUUCUCUAGGAAUACCUUCUUCACUUAUGUACGGAAAUAGUACAAAUAAUAUCGAAUUUACAGUCGACACUAUUUGUCCAGAUUUAUUGAAUCCUGAAUUCUAUGAGGACCUUAAAAGUCCAGCAGGAUUGAUUGUAACUAUUGACACUACGACUGUUUAAUAAAACUUUUUGUUAGACGAAGAAGACUCUGAAGAUGAAGAAUAUCAAGAUGCAACCUCAGGUAUAGGUUAAACAGUUGGGUUAAUGGAUGAAGGCUAAGAAACAAAGGCCAAAAAAACAAAAUUUAAAAGGACAAGGGUUAGAAUGAACCUUAUUGAAGAGUAAACAUUUGAAGAUAGAAAAGUCAAUGUAGUUAAAUUUGUUGAAGUAGAUGAAACUGAUGAAGGAAGAAGUAAAAUUAAUCAAGAAGGGUAUUAAGGCUCAGCAAUAGAGCAGUAAUAAAUGAAGGAAAUUGAAAAAACUUAAAUGAUGAAAUAAUAAUGGACUUAAUAAUAGUAAAUUUAGCAAUAACAUAACGAUAGAGAUGAGGAAUUUAAUGCUUCAGAUAGAGACUCUAACAUAUCAAGUUCUUCUGUUAACGAAGAAGUUAGAUAAUUGAAAGAUUUUAAAUCACUUAUCUCAGAAAAAACAGUACCAAAAAGUAUUAGUAUUCUUAAGAAAACAGUUAUUAGUUUAAUUAUUGUCAUCUUAGUUCUUAGUGGAGUCGAGCUUUCUUUUAAGCUGAGCUAAGGAAAUGAAAUAUCAACUGGUUUUAAUUCUAUUUUUACUUCUUACUAAAGAACAGAUAUCAUGGCUGAUGUUAAUUUCUAUUCUAGAAGAGUUUAUAAUCUUGCAAAUUAAAUUAGAUUACCUGUAUCACCUACUACAUAAAAUUAGGCCUUUGUAAAUGACUAGAGCACUCUAUCAACAAAUGUUAAUCUGCUAUAAACAAACUAAUUCUAAAAUAUGAAGAAUGUGAUUAAUUUAGAUUCUUCGACAUACAAUAAACUAACUACCGCCCUUUAUGAUGUAAAGUUCUAGCAAUAACAACUAAAUGAUAUUAAAACCUACCAAAACUUACUGACUGAUGCUAUGAUUCAGUAUAUCACAUCCUCCUCUUCCUUGGCUAAUUCCACUCUAAGCUCUUUCCUUCCGAGUGCUUCCAGUUAAGGUUAUGUCGAUUCUACUAUUAAAAAUUUCUUCUAUGUCAUUUAAAAUGGUUUGUUUGUUUUGAGAAAGGGAACUGAAUUUGAAUCAUAAGAAAUAUUUACAUAUUAUUACAAUGAAAAUGAUAAUUUUGAAAACUCAUUCAAAAUAAUUAUGAUCCUUGGCAUAGUUUUUCUUCUGCUGUCUUUAGUAAUAUUGAUUCCUUAUGUGUUUAAAGUUCAUAAGACUAACACUCGUGUGCUUUCUCUGUUUGGUAUGAUUCCAAUUGCAGAAAUAAAAGAGUUAGUCAGUAGAUGUGAGGCUUACUCUGCUCAAUUUAUUGAUGAAAAGAAGAUGCUUCAAGGUGAAUAAAACUACCAAGAAGAAGAAGUUGAUCAAAGUAAAUAAAAUGACAGUCCAAAAGGCAAUCAAAACGAUUUAGAAAUAGAUGGUGAAGCUAACGAGAAUGAUGAAGUGAAAGAUAGCAAAGAUAUAGAUUAUGAGGAUAAUAAAUAGAAAAAUAAUAGUGAUAUUAGAUCCAAUCCUCAGAACUAGCUUUAAGUACCUUUAGCUGGAGGAAGUGAUUUGAGAAAUUCUAAAAUAAAUAAUAAUUUAAAGACAAACCCUUAGACAGCAUAAAACUCAAAUCUUAAAGGUGCAGCAGCGAAUAAAAACGAUGCAAAUAAAAAAGGAAAAAGUCAAGAAGAAGAAGAUGCAGAUAAUCAAAGAAGCUAGAAGUUGAUGAAUUCAAAAGAUAACAAUAGAAAGAAAGUCAUCUUCUAAUUUUUAAUAUUUUCAUUGCUAUUUAUAACUUAUUUCGUUGUCAGCUUUGUUUUAGAAUUGACAUUCUUGCAAAACAUGAGACAAGUACUCCAUCACUUAAGCUAAGUAUCUCAAAGAAAUUCAAUCAUAAAGUAUGCGCUUGUUUAUAUGGUAGAGCAAAUAACUACAGACUAAAUUUAGUUGUAGGAUGGAGAAGAUAACUUAACUGUUUUUAUUAAUAGGUCAUACACAAUAGAAAAUGAAAUUAAUACUAGCAGUUUAUAAUCUUAUCCAUCAGAAUUUUCUUCUUACUUUAGCACCUUUUAAACUGCUAAUUAUAACAACUUCUGCACUAUUUUCCCCUAAACUCCUACUUUAACAACAACUGAUUGUGCAAAUGUCAACUCUAAAAUGCUUCAAAGAGGUCUGAAAGUCUCAAUAACAUCAUACAUUGAAGGAAUAAGAACAUUUAUAACUAACUACGAAAAUGCAGCAGACAAAUCAUUAAGCUUUAAGCAAAAAGAGUUUGCUUUGAAUGAUUAUGUUGUACUAGAACAAAUGCAAUUCUAUAUGGCACCAAUGAUAGAAUUUUUAAAUUAAUAACUGUUGUCAGCAAUACAAACAUAUAUCAAUAACUAAAACAGCAUUGAAGAGAUAAAGUUUGGUGUGUUUGUUGCUUUUGUCAUUAUUGUAUUCCUAGGAGUGUGGUUACCUUAUUUACAAUAACUCAGCCACAAGAUAUGGAGAACCAAAGGUAUGCUCAAUAUGAUACCUAUGGACAUAAUAACAAAAGAUCAAAACCUUAAGCAAGCUUUCUAAUCAGGAGACAUACUCUAAGCUGUAAAAUGA